GUGUAGGUCGCAGAUGUGGCUCAGAUCUGAUGUUGCUAUGGCUGUGGUGUAGGCUGGCAGCUGUAGCUCCACUUCGACCCCAGCCUCCAUAUGCCACGCGUGUGGCCUUAAAACAACAACAACAAAAAAACAAAGAAUAAUUUAUCUGCUGUGCAAAUUCAGAUUUCCAUAGGUCAGUUUUGCCUAAAGGGCCAAACACCUGCUUACUGGUGCUGGCGUGUCCUCCUGAACAGAAAUGAUAGCAAGGUCUGGCAGACAGCAUCUUGGAGAGACCAGAGUUCAAGGCUGGGAGACAAGGGCACCGAUGCCUUGGUGCCAUGAUGGAAGCUCCAGGGCAGGGUCCCAGGGCUAUUCCAACCUCUCUCUGCGGUUUUUCUGACAACUUCCUUGUGAUCUGUUCCUCCUUUUACUCCAAGGAGAGUUAAGCCCUGUGGAUGCCAAGUUCAAAUAGCUAUAAAAGUGGGUACAUUUUAACUGGCACAAGCAGAAGCCACUUCCUCUCAUGGAGCUAGGCAGUUUGGUGGUUACUGCUGGUUUAGGAGCUGGAUCCUCCACUCUCCAAGUUCCUUGGCAGCCCUGGAUGAGCAGUGGUGGGGCUGUGGGCCUUGCCCCAGACUAGGUGGUUACUGGGGCACCCACAGGCCAAGCAGGAGCCCUGUUCCUCCUUCCCAGCUCUCCCCACCACUCCUUCCAGAAACCCAUUCUGGAACACCAAGUUCUGUGCAAGGCUGUGCUAAGCCCAGGUGGGGCAGGCGGCCAAAGCAAAGCUCUCAGGCUGUCCCCUUGGUGCGCUCACCUCUCCAGGGUGCCCUGAAAGUAUUUAUCUGACCACACACCCCUCCUUCACUCCCCAAGUGGGAGCUGCACUAGAUCUCACCGGGAUUCUCUUGCUACUUGAGCUCAGCCCGAGGGACAGAGCUGGCACCGUGGGAUCUGCUUCCUGGGCGAAGCAGUGGGAAGGAAUUGAUGGGGCAUGUGCUCUGGGCAAGGGGACGGGGAUAUGGAGGGACAGGGGACCACAGCCACAAGGGAGCCACAGAUGUAGGCGCACAGCUCGUUCCACGUCUAGAAAGCCCCACAGCGCCAUGACCGAAGUUGGUUGGUGGAAGCUGACCUUCCUCCGGAAAAAGAAAUCCACCCCCAAGGUGUUGUAUGAGAUCCCUGACACCUACGCCCAGAGCGAGGGCGGUGCGGAGCCCCCGAGGCCGGACAGCGGGAGCCCAGACAGCGAGUUUAACACCCGCCUGGAGAAGAUUGUGGACAAGAACACGAAGGGCAAGCACGUCAAAGUCUCCAAUUCGGGCCGCUUCAAAGAGAAGAAAAAAAUCCGGGCCACGCUGGCGGAGAACCCCAGCCUCUUUGAUGACAGGGAGGGCAAAGGACAGUGAAGGGGACCAAGGAGGAUGCUAGGCACCUCCUGGCUCGCUGCCGUCAGCUGGCUCUGAGACGGGAGCUUGCCACGCUGGCCUCUUUGGCCACAGCUGAAGCCGUGGGGGUAGGUGAUGCCUGCUGGCAGGAAAGGUCUGGUUUUAGGUUGGUAUUUAUGUGCUCCUGUGUUCUGGAAGGCCUGAGAGAUCCCAGGCCUUCCCACCCUCCCCCGCCACACACAAAGGCCCUCCAGCUCAAGGAUGGAAAGUCCUGGAAGCAGGGGCAGUGCCGGCAGGGUGGUGGGUAUGACAAGGAAUGGAGAGAGGGAGCCGGAUCGAUCUCACCUCCUCCUGGGUAUGGGGUCAAGGGUGAGUGUGAACUGCUGCUCCCUCUACUUUCUCUACCUGUGAUUGUUCCCCGGACCAGUUCUGAGAGUGUAGUUUCCAGAAGUCACGUGACGGUGGGUGGUUUCCGGGAGUUGAGCCCAGAGAUGCUGAACUCGAGCUCACCUCCUAAGGCGAGUGGGACACUUCCUGGAACUUUGCCCCCAAGGUGUGCAGGAGGAGGGGGACCCUGGUACUCCAAGGGGGUGCUGCCAAAGGCCAGAUUAGGGACCCCACAGGUUCCUGCACACCUUCAAAGGGAAGCUACAUUUCCCCCACCGGCCCAAACUCGAAAAGAGGGUGGAGAAGCUUUAAAAGCAACCAGUUCUGUGUCCUCCUCUCCCUGCUAAUAUUUAAGAAUGGAUCAGCCCCAGAGAUAAGUCCUGGAGCCUUGAAUUUUGCUUAAAAAAAAAUGAUAGGUUUCUCUUUUUGUAAUAAACAAUGCUGCAAAAGCAGAGAACCUA
Messenger RNA from Sus scrofa (pig), 2215 nucleotides. It is a transcript of the gene PRR15L, whose product is annotated as proline rich 15 like. Lineage: Eukaryota; Metazoa; Chordata; Mammalia; Artiodactyla; Suidae. The record is from RefSeq and is a predicted model, not a curated record.